Messenger RNA from Diospyros lotus (date-plum), 477 nucleotides. Its product is annotated as zinc-finger homeodomain protein 5-like. The transcript has a single exon. Gene Ontology annotation, cellular component: nucleus. Bases 1 to 477 code for a protein of 158 amino acids. Lineage: Eukaryota; Viridiplantae; Streptophyta; Magnoliopsida; Ericales; Ebenaceae. The record is from RefSeq and is a predicted model, not a curated record. Gene Ontology annotation, molecular function: transcription cis-regulatory region binding; DNA-binding transcription factor activity. Gene Ontology annotation, biological process: regulation of DNA-templated transcription; regulation of developmental process.
AUGAGUUCCUUCAAUUCAAACAAACCUAAUGUAGUCUAUCAGGAAUGUUUGAAGAACCAUGCCGCUGCCAUUGGACUUGCGGAAUAUGAUGGAUGUCAGGAGUUCCUUGCAGUUGGCCGCGAAGGCACUCCUGAAGCAUUCAAGUGCGUUGUUUGCAAUUGCCACCGAAACUUCCAUCGGAAGGAGACAAUAGCUGGGUUGCACCAACUUCCUCCCCAGUUGCAAUUUGUGGCGCACCAAGGACCCCCGCCUGGAAUCCAGUUCCCUUCGGGCUUACCAGACACAACUAUAGCUCCAAAGAAGGGAAGAUCUCGAACUGUAUUCAAUAAGGAACAAAAGCAAAAGAUGUUGGAUUUAGCAGAGAAGCUUGGAUGGAGGGUUCUAAAAGGGAAAAAGGAACUGAUUCACCACUGCUGCGAAGAGAUCGGUGUAAAGACAAGCUCUUUUAGAGAUUGGGUUUAUAACAAUAAACCCUAG